Molecule: messenger RNA, 13357 nt
Organism: Porites lobata
Lineage: Eukaryota; Metazoa; Cnidaria; Anthozoa; Scleractinia; Poritidae
Source: the annotation of a GenBank genome assembly
AGAGAGGCGAAGACGAAUUUCAUUUUAAUCGAAGAAUUAGAAAUGCAUGCCUUAAAUUAAGCCCUGUUUAUGCUGUGAAUUUGUGCCAUUGCUUCGUUGAUUAUCAGUCGAAUUGUUCAGUCAAGCAGAGAUAGGACGAAUGGUUUUGUUUUGUUUAUGAGGAGCUUUGAAUGUCUUCGCCACAAGAUCUUUCCGCAUGCCUUGUUUUAAUAUUGCUACUCAAAGACCGCGGUUACUUUACUUAAUCGAAGUGAAUAUAAAAUUGACUGAAACUGUCGCGCAAAGACUUCAUGGACAAUCAGCAGUCGUUCGGUAUGGAGUUCAGGAGUGUGAAAGAGGCUUCCGUUGAAGGGGUUCAGCGAAGAACAAAACCAAAGAAACACUUCGUAAGUUUUACGUUAUUUGUGUCUUGUAACUGAUCAAACUUUGAAUAUUUGAGAUUGACAGGAAAUAAUUCUUGGUGCUUUAAAAUCCGUUGUAACCGAAGAAUUAAUCGUCUACCAAAAGUAAAGAGAAUUCCCUGGUUGAGUAUUGACUUGCGUUCGACAAAACUGGUGUCCAGAGAUUAUUCCGUAAAUUCCUUUCAAGUUUUAACACGACUACUUUACCCGUUGGUAGUAUUUACAUCGCCGUUUGACCCUAGUUUAAGAAAAUAGUCGAGUUUAAAUUAGAGACGGAAAGGCUGUUUAAGAUGUUAUUUCAAAGACGGAAAACACGUCUCGGUAGUUUGCAAGGGACAUCAUUCUUUCCGUAGGAAAACGCGAUGAAAUUGUUACGACAACUGUCUCAAAUACUCACUAGGGAAAAGGAACGAAAAAGCGGAUUUUGCUUGCUUGAAAUACAGCUUUAAAUUUAGAAAAACUAAUUCUUGCUUAACGUUUUGAAGAUAGUUUCAAGACGGUUUUACCUGUCCUCAGCCGCCCCGUAAACUCAGACGUGAUCAGUGUAAAUUUUCACCUAAUGUAUCAAUACUGUAUAUCAAUAACAGAGGUUAGGAGAAUAACAGAGAUGAUCACCAUCAGUGAGCCGCAUCAGUGAUAUUUAGAACCGUGAGAGGGAAUACGUGAGCUAAGUUAUUAAUCACUAAGAAUAGCUUCACUAAGAUUCGUUCAAAGUGAUGCGCUUUUCCAAAAAUGCGCUUCAUCACUGUUAGGCUACUGAAAUGAAGAACUCGACGAUUUAUCAUAUCAAAAGGCUGGAGGGAGCGUCGACGCCCGUUUUUUAAACGGUACAUCGAAGUAAAUGCAAAAUUGAUAAUACUUUUGUUACCACUUUAUUAAACUGUGUUUCUUCGCUCGAAAAUGACGUCGAGGUUCAAGUAUUUACAAGGCUUGAUUCAUAUGCAUUUGAAUUUCUAAUUACCGAAACCAGAAUUUACAAUUUUGUUUAUUCAAUCACAAUCCACUUCAAUAAUGCUAAUUUUACUAUUUUGUAAAUAACGAUAAUGAGUUAAAGGAUACAAUGUAAAAUCACGUAUUCCGGUAGCUUCAAUAAAAAACCGGUGUCAUGAUGUUCAAUGCUAAGAGACUCAUGUCACAGACUUUUUAGAAACAACCCGAGAAACAUAAUCUUUUGAACAAAAUAUUGACAAAAAUGAGUACCAUAGUUUUUACAUUCCAGAUACCUUAUUAUUUCGUAAAAAGAUGUUUUUUAAAAAAAAAAUUGCUAAAGGAUUUUUCAAACAGUGCAAAGGGCGAUCCUUAUACAAUUAUAAUUUUAGUUAUUUGUGUAUUUUUGAUAUGUAAUUGAACCGUUGAACGUUUUGACUGCUAGGUUCAUACUGACCGAGUUUUCAGCGGCCAGAACUCAGCUUCAAAUCGGCCAAAUUACCAAGACAAGCUGUUAAAGCGCUUUGAUCGCUCCCUACUCGUAUUCCAGGAGUUGAUUAUUGAACAAAACACGUGUCUUUUCAUUUGUCUAGAUGUUUUGCGUGAAGGCUACAUGGUCUGAUGGAACUGUCAACUUGGUUUAUCGAAGGUACAGCGAAUUUUUACACUUGCAGGUAAGCUAUUCAAAAUUAUAGGGGCCUGUAAGUAGCAGAGCGGGGCAUGCGCAGUUUUUCAAACGUAUCUACAAUGUUUUGCGCUCGAACCACAGCUUUUCAGUGUAGAAAUACACCACCACCCUGUAAGGAUAAAACCUCCAUCUUGUCUGUAAAACGCACAUGAUAAGCAACCCGUACUUUCAAGUACAGUGGAACCUCGAUAUAACGAUCCUCUAUGUAAUGAAGUUCUCGGUAUAACGAAUGAUUUUCUUCACCCCGGUAAUAGUAAAAUAUAUGGAAAAGAACCUCGAUAUAACGAAACUUCGUUAUCAAUGGCGAACUUGCCAGUCCCUUCACCCUUCGUUAUAUCGAGGGUCCUCUGUAGUAGAUAAUAUUGAGCCAGGUUGUACUUGACAAUCUGAAGAAAUUGAGAAACGAUUCAACAAUCUUUUUGACCGACAAAUCAUUGUGGAGGAUGCUGCUUAAAUCUGUUACAAAUUAAUACGCUUUGUUGAAUCUUAAGAACAAGCCCAGCCAAUGAUAUGCACUGCCAGAUGUGCGUAAAUCAAAACGUACACGGGUAGAAGACAGUGAGUUUUGUCAGUUCUCAGUCACUGAGUUACGAGUUCUUAAGGGGCACCCAACGAGAAUUGUUGUUAAAAGUAUUUUAGUAUUUAAACGGUAGAUAUAGGCAUAUUUUUAUCCCCUAAAAAUUUUUCAUCUGUUCGGAUUUCCUAACUGAAAGUUUGGUGAUCCGAAAAUUAUAGGGAUCAAAACUUACCUUUUCGAAAUUUCAUCCAGAAAAAAGGCUCCAGAAAAUUCUAGGUGAUUUUUCUAGGAUAAAAAUCCGUUAAAAAUGGACAAUUGUACCAUCUUUUAGAUGUUCGAAAAUCCUAGGAGAGGCAGACAAGCAAGAGAUUUUACAACAAAUGUUCCGAAAAUUCUAGAUCUCAAGUCGUCUUCAGAACAGAUAUUUUCCGAAAACUGACUUUGGGUGCCUCUGGUUCUUCUUAUCUGUUCUGAAAUCCCUCUACAGAAUCUUUUAAAUGUUGUUUAAUGCACCGCAAACUAUAUUUGGUGGUGACCUACUUUGGAAGACAGGAGCUACAAGACAAAAAAGAUCUAAAACCCUUGGCUAAAAACCAACCACAGUUGUCUGUCUGACAAAGAGACUGUAUUUGUAUCUGUACACAUCACACCAACCACCGUUUUCACCUUUGCCUCAUUCACAGAGACAAAUAAAUCAGCAAAGCAAUAUUCUAUCACUAUUAGAGCUAUUCCUUAACACCUUGAAGAUUUUAUUCAUAGUGAAGUCAGACAGAGGAAAUAUAAAACUGUUAUAAACUUUCCCGCCUUCUCACAAUAAAGCAAGAGCUAGUGGUUGGUCUAUAGCCCCAUGGCACUAAAACGAAGGUAAUUCCGGCAACCCAUUUCCUCUGGAUUGGCAUGAGUUACUUAAUGUUGUUCAAUUUAUUGCGGUGAUCUAAAGAAAAGUGUUUCAUCCUGGAUUUCGGUCAAUUCAUCACGUUUUCUAUCGGUACCCCAAAAAAGCCCUCUCGAAUUUAGAAAGGCUAACCAGAAAACAGUGGUUAAGUUUUAAAACAACACAAAAGCCAGUAUCAUAGCUGCGUGUGCUUGCAUUCGUGCCCGUUGAUGACAGCCCACUUACACAUAAAACAGACGCGAAUAGUGAAUAUCAUUUCUUUAAGAAGGCUAUGCCACAACCUUUCUUCUAGAUCAUUAACGUAGGAUCCUCUAAGGAGUCCUUUAGUAAGGCGCCAUAAUUCAUAUAACCUUUUUUGUUCCUUUAUGUGCCUGAUAAGUUUAUUGCUCUUUUGUUUAUGUCUGUAUCCGUUGGUUGAACACAUCCUUCCGUUUUGAAUUGAUCUUUAACGUUGAAAGAGCACUUGUAAGUAUUGGCUCAUAAAACGAAAUGUCUUGGAACAACUACAAGUGAUUUUCAAAAACAAUAACUGAUAAGAAUAAGAUCACUUGAAUAGCUGUUAAUAGAACAUUAAAAGAAUGUUAUUUUUCCAUUAAUCUUUUUUUAAUAGAUUAAUAAAAUUAUUCUAGGGAGCUUGAAAGCUGUGCCGAUUUAGAGACACAUUUUUCACGCGUCAAGUUGGUUUUGCCCCUUGCAGAAUCUAGAUUUACAAAGUCUGGUCCGACAAAGCUUCAGAUUACCUGACUUGAAACACGAUUGAAGAUACAAGCAGUUCAAAUUAAAAAAUAACUUGAAAUCAUAAGCAGAAACUUAUUAACAUGUGUAAAUACGUAAACUGGGAGGGCCUAUAUCGUCAGUUACUAACGUAGUCUUGGUAAUUAACUGCGUCAAAGAUUGUUUAAGGUUACUAUCAGAAAUUACGGUCAAACAUACGGCUAAUUUUAUCUGCUUUUAUGAACUGUUUUUUGAAAUUGUUGUGAAGAAUAUAUAUUAUUUUAACUGUUUGUCUUUUAUUGCCAUACGGACUAUUUAUGCGGGUCAGGAAAGGUAUUCCGCUCAUCAAUACAGUCGCCUCUCUUUGCUCACCUGUCGAAAGCGGGAGGUUUCACGGGAAAAAAUCAGUAACAAUGAGCGCUUUAGUCCUGCAUACGUUUGAGAAUAGCAAGUAGGGCAACAGGAUUCGGGUGACCAUUUCAAAGAAUUCAAAAGUUUACGUUUAAAGAAAUAAACUCUCACGACCGCUAUUUGGAAUAGCUCGAAAUACGAACUUUAGUUUCGCCAGGCGUCUUUACUUGGCUGGAUCUUACGACGAUAGAGUAGACUAUUAACUGAACGCAAAAUAGUCCAACAAAGAAAAAUUCAAGGGAUGAGGGAUUGAAACCCUUGUUCACGGUUUGCUGAGACUGUGUCCGCUGAUUCUACUGCCUUGUAAAUAUCAAGUCCAUUGGUUUGAAAUAGCGCAACAGGAAAAAACUAAACGAAAUUUUUAACGAAAGAAACUGCAGCAAUGCAUUUGGCUUUUGCUCUCAGGAUUAAGCGAAAAUAUCAAUGAGCUGCAAGAAAAAGCUGGUAACCCUCCCCCCACCCCGACUGAAUAAUCGUCUUAUUCUUUGUCAUUCAAAGUUUACACAUCACCCAUAACGCAACUUGUUUUGCCCCCCUCCGCCCAAAUUUUGCAUAAACUUGGUUAUAACAGUCCUACCAAACGAAAAAACUCAAAGACUGGGGUAAACAAAAGUCACUGGAAGGGAUUGUUGGUUGAGACAUCGAGUCACUGGAAGGGUUAUGGUUGAAGUACCGGUAUUUACCUUUUUCUUUGAAAUCUGACGAGUUUUUGAAUGAAAUCAAAUGGCACGGCCCUAUCAUUCCAUGCAAAUUUUUCUUCCUUUUCAUUUGCCAAGAGCCCAUCACGUGACCUGCAAAUAACUGCCAACAAAAAAUUAUCUGCUCAUGCGCAAUGUCGUUGAACUGUAUUUGGCUCAAAAUAAUUUUCUACUCAUUUGUAAAUGAAAUUAAACCACGCUUUUCUUCUUUCUGAGAUCACUCUUGCGUGAAAAUGAAAGCGUCCCGAAGAUAUUCAUGAAAAAGCAAACUCGGUGAUCGAAUGAUUAAACACUUACUGAACUUUGUUAUCGCAAAAUAUCAUGAUUUGCCAGUGUCCCGUUCAUCAAUUAUUUGCCUCCUUCGGUCUCGGUAAAUGACUGACCUGCUCGCCACUGACAAAUCACGAUAUUUUUCUCAACCUCGUCCAAUAAUUGUUAGCAGUCAAUAAAGCUAGAAGUUACCAUUUCAUUCCUUGUUGGUGUUCAUUCCUUACUUAAACAGGAGAUACUUUCCUUGCAUUUUCCUAGACUAUUUUGUACCAAGCGUUUCCUGAGUCCCUUGGCAGGCCUGGCGCAACAUGCUCAAAACAUAAUCACUUCACUCCACUUCCAGGUGAGUCGCAAUAAAAAUUCGUUUUCCCGCUGGCCUAUCCUUCAGCCAUUUUAUCGGAAAUUCAUCUCAUCAAUUCCUUUGUAAGUGAACCUAUAUUAAAAAUCAAUCAAAGUUAUAUUAGAAAGUGCUACAGAACUUUUCAAAGCAAAUAUAUAAGCUUCUUAUUAAUUCUUUGGAAUUCAUAGCGACUGUUUCCUAAGUUUUGUUUUGCUGUGCUAAUAUUGUACCUUUUAGAUACGCUUUCUACCCGCAUGAAUGUUGGUGAAGCUAUAUUUAGGAGAAUGGAGCAAGUCAACUGUUUCUUGAAGGUAAGGAGUAGGUGGCGACUUCGCGUACCGCUAAAGAGCCGAAAUAGACCACCAUCAAAAAUUAUCAGAACUGUAGCCCUCUGACAGAAGCACUCGGCAUCUUCUUGGUUGUCGGCCAGGACGGGUGGGUGAUGAAGCCAGCACUCCGCCCUUCAAGCCAUUUGUGAUGGGGAGUAGGACUGGCAUGAGCGUAUCGCCCAACCUUUAUCGACCUGACGCCUAUGGCAAUGUGCGCCGCACUAGAAAUCUGGAAUAUUCGAAGCAAUGCGACGCUUAAUUUGAAGGCAGUAUGAUUGAAACUCCCCUAGGUGGUGGCGUUGUUUCUUGAGAGAGCGAUGUUAUGAUAUUUUGCAGAUUCUGUUUGUCUUUUCAUUUUGCACGCCUUUUCUUUAAAGUUACAAUGAAAAAAAUGGGUAGUGCAUCAUGUAAGCUUUCAUUUUUUUUAAUUUGGCAAUGCUAAUAUGACUGACUGAAAGGGUUUAUAGUCCUUCAAAGCUAAUUUUUGUUUGUUGUAUUUUUUAUUAUUAUUUUCUGGUUCAAGUUGAACAAGUUUGGUUGUUGCCUUUUCUUGUUGUAGGAGAUUGUGGCGCUUGACACUAAAGUGGCACAGUCAAAGCAUAUCAAGAGUUUUUUGACCCCAAGACCGGAAGACUUAGAACCAGAUCCGAAACGCCAGCCCGCUCGGUAAGUAAAAAGAUAAGGCAUGAAACCAUUAUAUUCAAAGAAUCCAGAACAGUUUAUGAAAAAAAAAUGUUGGUCACAGUAUUUCGUCCAUUGAUCAAAGAAAUAAGCCACGAAAGCUCGUCAAAAUCCUUGGCAACGUUACAGUUAAAAAGAAGCGGCUUUUUCUGAACAUCUGUGUCGUCUAGCCAUAAAAAAUUGCGAAAAAACGUUUUUACCAAACAUUUAGGAAAUUUUUUAAAAAUUUUAAAAAAUACACGGUGAAUGUUCUAUGAAUACAAGAAAAACAAUCUUAAGUUCAUCAAAAAGAAAACAAAUAUAUAAAAUUUGGUUCAAGUUAAAGAUAAGAACGAUAGCAACAACGGCAACGAACAUGUUGGAAUGCAAAAAAGGUGCUAACUUUUCUAUUGUCUGUACUUACUUCUGAUUGGCUUAAACAGCAAAAGUUAACAAAACUUCAUAAAGCAGUACAUAUAUUCAUCCUUACUUUCCAACCAUCUUCCAUAUAACAAAAUCUGGUCUCAGUUUGAAUAACAAAGAAAUCCUAAGUGGGGAACAUGUAAAAUUGUAAACUUUUCUUAUAGGACAUUCGUACUGUAUUUUUUUACAUAAUAAUGACGUCCGAGAACGUCGAAACGUCGUGUAUGUUUUAACUUCUUAAAAAUUUCCUUAAUGUUUUUAAGAAAAGUUUUUCGCAAUUUUUUGUAGCUAAAUGUUACAGUUACAAUAAAGGUGGCAAGACACAUAAUUACCCAACAAUAGUCAUGGGAAACUGAAACUGACUUCAACAUCAGUGCAUGUUACCUUAAGUUUGCAUGCCUAAUAUUUGUUUGACUGUAAGACAGUUCUCCUGUUUUGUUUAUAUUUUACGGAAAUUUAGCGGAAAGAAAAAUAGAGGCAGAAGAAGAAGUAGUAACUUUUCGCAGACAAUGAAAGGACGAUUGCAAAAGUUUGGAAAGACGACCAGAAUAUGUAAGUGAUAUUUUUGACUGUUUUACCUUUUCUGAGAAUACAAAGUUACGAUUCAUUCUCUCUUGGUUUGAGAUUUAUCUCUACAUCUGGCACAAACAGGCUAAAAAAGAUAUCUAUGUCGUCCAGCUCUGCCAGAUUAAAAUGGCUCGAGGAGCGCGAAAGAUUGUUAGUUCAACUGCUUCUCUGGGAAUAGGGAAGAUAAAAUUAAGGUCUUAUCAAGGUAAGGCUUUACAUCAGUUUACUCUACUUAUUGUUUGAAGUAACCAUUAUAAUUUAUUUUCCAGUCGGCAACAACAUAAGUUCGCCUAUUGUUCUGGAACAUUUCGUUGUUAUGGAAGACUAUAAAAAACAAGCCAAGACUGAUAUUAAUUUGAAGAAAGGAAAAAUUGUGGACGUCAUCGAGAAGAGAGAAUGCGGUGAGUUAUUCUAAAAAUUUAGUAUGUUACAAAUAUCACUUACUGUAUAUGAAUAAAUAAAUAUUCAAAUAACAAACUUGUUGCCUUUCAGUUUAAGUUGGGCUUAAAACCACACGAGCUAUGAGGAAUCUGGUCAUGGACAGGCUCUCUAUUCCCCUAAACAAUAACUAAGCAACGUUAAAAACUCCUUGAACGUGGAAUAACUCUCGAACUUAGAACCACAACUUUACAAUUAAAUAUUAAUAAUAAUCAUGACAAUAUGUAUAUAAAAACAUUAACACACAUUUCUUUAAGUUAAUAGUUCAAGCUUAUGUAUUUAUUAUUAUUGUUAUUAUUGUUAUUAUCAUUACUUGAUUAUUAUUACGUACUAUUACCAUUUAAAAGGAGUAAGCCGAAUUUUCGCAUUAUUCGAAAAUGACAAGAUUUUGCGAAAGUAUUCUAUGCUUUAUGCUGAAAAUGGAGCUUUUUCAUUUAGGCUGAUGACUUGUUUUGCUGUUUGUAUUCAAAGAAAGUUGAGAGAACUGGAUUUUUAAACAUACAUUUACCACAAGUCACAUCUCCUUCAGUCUAAACCUAUUGAGGUAUCUCAGUAUAACACUGAAUAAUCAAGUUGAGUAUCAUAAAUUGACUUUACAGGUUGGUGGCUGGUAGAUGCUGAUGGUGAAGUGGGUUGGGCUCCAGCUCUGUAUCUCGAACCAGCAGACGAAAUGUCGGACACUGAAGUAUCAAACGUACAAAGAUUCCCUAUUAGCAAGGGUACGUAUAUCAUAUCACAGAAAAAUAAUACUUUCUACCAUUUCUUUCAAGGGACUCAUUGCUUUUACGAAACGAUGGAAAACUCUACAUGACCAACUUUUAGCAAGGAAACAACAGCGGAUUAUCAAAGUUGGAUAGGAUACAAUCAGCCCUCUGGUAGAAACCUAUCCAAGUAAAAGUGUAUUUGAAUCAAACCUCUUUUAAAUCAUUGUUAACCCCUCCCUUAACAUACGUAUAGACCUUUUUUGGAUCUCAACUCUUAGAUUUGCCCAAGAGUCUUGUUAUAAAGGGCUUUGAACUUAAUCUUCAUUUACACAGGAGAAGUAUUCGUCACCACCAAACGUUAUGUCGCUGUUGAAGAUGAUGAGUUGUCGUUUGAUAUCGGUGUCAAUUUGCAAAUUCUGGAAAAGAACAUGGAUGGGUGGUGGAAAGCUUCGUAAGUGAAGUCGUCUUAUUAGGGUUGUGAGCGAAAUAUUAUAAUUAUUAUUUUUUUUGUAAUUCAUAACUUUUUGUAAAACUUCUAUUUUCAACCUUACGUAUACUUUGUCAUUUCUGGAAAAAAAUACUAAUAACAAAUAAAAGUCAUAGUUAUAAUGAUAAUGAUAAUAAUAAUUAAUCGUUGAUACCAGCAAGACAUUCUAGCGCCUGUAUUUCCAUCUGAGUACUAAGGGAUGUGACUAAAAAUGGGUGCUGGUUUGGUACUUAGUUCAAAAUACUCACUGUUUUCAUCAGAUACCUUGGAAGAGAAGGCUGGGUGCCCCAACUGUACCUCAGAAAGUUGGGCACUGAGCGAAGAGGUUCAAGAACAGCAAGACGAAAAUCAAGGAUUAUUUCUAGAACUGAACUGAGGAGCCCCAUAGAGGAAGAAGAAGACGUGAUUCAAGGUACGAAACCCGCGAUCCCAUUAUCGGAAUGUGCAUGACUUCAAUUCAGAAAUUCUUGUUCAGUGGAAACGGUUAAUAUGGACACCAAGGGAAGAUGCCAUGGUGUCUAUAUUAUCCGGAUGUUUGUAUCAAGCCGAUUAAUUUUAGCGAAAAAAUAAAAGCUUUUCGUCGGGACAAACGUGAUUAUCAUUCGAAGCAAAUUGUUCUUUCUUUUCAUUGGCCGAGAGCCCACCACGUGACCUGCAAACAACUGACUACAAGUAAUGGUCUUUCAUGUGCAAUGCUGUCCAACAGUGUUUGGCUGCAAAUAAUAUUCUGCUCAUGCGUAAAGCAAACCGUGCCUUUCUCCUUCUUGCGAUCGGUCUUGCAUGAAAAUGGCAGAUCGCUUCGCUUCCCAAGGAUAUUCAUUAAAAAAACAAACUCGGUGAUCGAAUGAUAAAACAAUGAUUCAACUCGGUUAUCGCAAAAUAUCGUGAUUUGUCAGUGUCUGUCUCGCAGAUCAGGCAAAUAAUUGAUCUGCUCGCCACAGACAAAUCACCAUAUUUUGCUCAACCUCGUCCAAUAAUUGUUAAUUGUCCGUUAUAUGCGGUUGGGUCCGUAGAGCGAGAUACCCGCCACUGUUAGUACUAGUCUUGUGGUCAGUAUUGAGUUCUCAUUAAAAAUGUCUUCUUGCAUCAAAUCACAAUAUAUCGAGACGACUUACCCGCUUCAAAGGAAAGAAACGUCCAUGAUAUCAGGCCACUACUAUAAGCCAUGUCUCACAUCCCUGAUUUGCUUUAUGGUAUUAUCGUUGGUUUUGAAUCAGUGGCGGAUAUAGGGUAACCAAACCUUAUUCUUUGGCCAAAGUGAGCCCCGCAGGGUCAAGAAAAUUAUUUUUUAAGGCAGGCUCCCCUCUUAUCUUAGGCACUGAAUGAGCGGCGCCCCCACUUACUUAAAGAUAUUAAUCCGCCACUGGGAAUAGCGAGUCAAUGUGAAACCUGUAUCGAGCAGACAGCAAAGUAUUAGAACGUUUUGAAAGUACCCCACUUUUUCGCCGUUUUGUGUAAUUUCAUAACAAGAAUGUAUUCUAAGGCGGACGCUGGCCAAGGCCCAACCUGUGAGUGUCCGCUUUUUCCAGGUUUCACUGCAUAUUUAUGUAAUAAUGAAUUGUAGUAAUAAAUUGUUGUCGUUUUGUUGAUGUAGAAAUACCAGAGGAAAAGACUGAGCCGUACAACACCAAUAAAGAGGUUGGUAAUAUUUCAUAACUAUCUUAUAAAAAUUACCUGAUUCGGGGUAUUGAAUGUUAUUUGCCACCUCUUGCAGCUUUUAGUAAUAACCCGACCAAAUUUUGAUGUCAAAUGUUACGAAAAAUUCAUAAGGAUCAGUAUAUUGACCUCAGCGUAAUAGAGAUUGAGUUCAAUAUGCACCGAAGAACAUCAUCCAAUCUCAUGAACCAUAUUUGUUUCUUGUAGGACAAGAGAAUGUCUCUUCCAAGGAAGAUAUCGAAAAAUGUUUUCUCUACAAUGGGAAAAAAGGAUCCAAAGGCAGUAUCUUUUGCCAACGAUAAAGAGGCUACAGAGGAUGCAUCCAGAAAGAAAACCAUUGGCAAUAUGAUUGAAAUGAGUAACGCUUUCUUACAGCUGAAUCAAUCCGAAAAAAGGUCGUCCGACGCAAGUUCAGAAGAGAGGAAAAGAAAAACUUCUCAACCAUCGCUGAAGAACUCCACAAGGCCUACUGUGGAACGUCGAGCAAUAAGCGCUUUGGCUCUAUCUACCCACCAUAUGGAAGGAACUGCUGGAAACCAUGAAGCCGACUCUAAGGAGGAUAUAGAGGCAAAGAAAUCCAAAAGUCGAAGUUUAGAGUCCCUACUCUCUAGGAACGCAGCUCAGAGUGCAGAAUCAAAAUGGAAACCUGAAAAAAGCAACACUUUGUCCUCGUCACUUUCUUGCUUACAUGAAGUUCCCGAGUCAGACCACAUUAAGAUUGAAGAAGAAUACAAUACACAGCUUGAACCACCAAACCUCUCUAACGGACUUUCUACCUCGAGGGACGAGAUUGCUGACGACAUCGAGGCCACUGCAACUCUAGAAGAAGCAGAAGAUAGUGACACUGGUUCGUGUGAUAUUUCGUCAGAAACCACUACACUUACUGAUCUUAUGGAAUGCCUGGAUGGAUUCUGCAAGCAGCCUGUUGGUGAUUAUGUCUACUACAAGAAAACAUCCAUAGACGAAGAUAUAGCUAAUUUUCAUCCACCAAGAAGAAGCCCCCCUUCCCCAUCCAAUCUUUCUACUGGCUCUAACAUCGACUCCCCAAGAAUGGGACCUCCCUCAAGAAACCCUCCUUCCCCAAAUACGUACCCUAGAGGCCAGAGACAGUCAUCUGCGGAAGAUGAGCAGCGUAAGAAUCAUACAAUUCCAAAGUCCAACUUCGACCGAAAGAUAAUCUUCCAGAAUUCUCUGGAAACAGAAACAGCGCAGGAACUUAAUGAGCAAAUUCAAGUUUGGUGUUCAAGUGACGAAUCGGAAUCCGAUGAAGAGCAGUUAUACUCAAAUCGAAUUAUUCACCCCGACUCUCCUAAUUCACCAGCGAUUGUGAUCGACGAGUUGCCCGACCAGCUCACUGACAAAGAAAGACUUUCUACCUUAAGGGAUGAUGACGCGCGGUCAACAGAGAGUUUUGAAAUUGAAGUCAACCUACAAAGUAACACCGUGUUCCCACGUGACGAGGACAGUUCAACUGAUCUCUACUACACAACUGAUUCACACGAAGUUGAUGCAGAGAUUUACCUCAACAAGGGUGAUUUUGUCACGGUCAUUGAAAAGGCGUCUACAGGUUAUUGGCUGAUACAGAAUAAGCACGGUUUGCGUGGCUGGUCUUUUUCAGGACACUUUGUCCCUGUUCAUCAGGUUGACCCAAAUGAGGAAAGCAAUUCACCAGAAGAGGAAGACAGAGGAAAAGAGGAUGACGAUGAACACGAUCAACAAAUGUUUUGUCGUGUGAUUUGUGACUAUGAAGCUGACGACGAUAGCGAAGAGAUAGACAUCUACGAGGGAGAUGUCAUGGAAAUAAUUUUCAGAAAUGAGAGUGGAUGGUGGUGUGUGCGUAAUAACACGACUGGAGAAAUUGGCUGGGCUCCUUCAAACUACUUAGAAAUGGUCGGCAGCGAAGAAUCUUAUGACGCUGAUUAAUUAGCUUGUGCAAAAAAGUCGAAUUUAGCCCUACUAUACAUCAUAAACCACGGAAAGAACAAAAGUCGUCGAGAUGUCAAAUCCCAUUUUACCUCGAAAGCACAUUAAUCGUUACCCAAUGCUACAAAAAAAAAGAGCAUUAGUUUUGAGUCAAUAGCAAGUGCAGUUAUAUGAUUGAGUAAUAACAUAUUGUCUGAUCAAGCUGUUUAGCUGAUUUUUCUUGAUAUUUCAUUCUUCCGUUAGCUGUGAAGGACUUAGUGUUAGACAUAAGUCAUUUUAGAACAGUACAAAAUUGUUUUUUGAAUUAUC